AUGUGGGAAUGGGUGGUUACAUUGGAUGAUGGCCGAACCGCGAAGGGGAUGAACAGCAAAGAGUUAACUCAAAGAUCGAGAGUAACUACUGAAGGUUGCACCGUCGAGAACAGAGACUGCUUCGUUGCACCUGAACAGCGUAAGGGGUGCUUGUGA
This is a messenger RNA of Chondrus crispus (carragheen), 156 nucleotides long. RefSeq lists its product as hypothetical. The record is from RefSeq and is a predicted model, not a curated record. NCBI's taxonomy places the organism in Eukaryota, Rhodophyta, Florideophyceae, Gigartinales, Gigartinaceae. Bases 1 to 156 code for a protein of 51 amino acids. The transcript has a single exon.